Auanema sp. JU1783 is the source of this 1878-nucleotide messenger RNA. Lineage: Eukaryota; Metazoa; Nematoda; Chromadorea; Rhabditida; Rhabditidae. The record is from the annotation of a GenBank genome assembly.
AUGGGACAAAGUUACCAAAUUGACAAUGUUCCAUUGAAAGAGAUGUCCCGGCGCAACGGACGGUCAUGGGCUGGGAGUCGGGCCAGCAGUUUCCCAGGAUCGGAAGGAACCGAAGCACCUUCGUUAAACUUUGAUGAAAUUCUCAACGAUUUGGAUGAUGUUAACCGAGACACUGCUGAAAGAUUAAGACGACAUCUCCAGUUUUUCUUUAUGAAUCCUCUUGAAAAAUGGAAGGUUCGACGUCAAUUCCCAUACAAGAUGGUAUUGCAAGUCUUGAAGAUCAUAUUUGUAACUGUCCAACUCAUUUUGUUUGCGGAAAUGAGAAUGUCUCAUGUUGAUUUCAUGGAGGACACUAAUACAGUAAUGCGUCAUAGAUUUUUAAAAAAUUGGGAUGAUGAUCGAGACGCUCUCCAGUAUCCUCCAGCUGAGGGACGAUAUUCGGUCUAUGAUGGAAAUGGGAUAUUUGAGCACCUGCAGUACAUCAUUACAUCUUAUUACUCAUUGCAAACGGAUUCGUUUGCCUCCUUCAGUUAUGAUAUGGAAAGACGUCCUCACGACCCAUUCUUAGCGUCCAACAAUGCUUCUUUAACCGCUGGAAUGAACUUUAAACUAAUUCCACCAAUUAAUGCUUGUGUCGAUAGGAUUACAAACGUGACAGUAAACAACAAUACGUAUGAUUUUGACGUGAGAGAUAUGACGUUUUGUAUGCGGUUGAACUUCACUGAAGCUGAGGUGAAAAGUAUUGAAGAUAAUCCAGCCAAUGUAAUGGUAGCUUUGAAAGCCAAAGGAUUAACAUUCACUGCCGAAGACGCUCUGAUAAUAUCCAAAGUAGUCUUCAACUUCAAAUUGCGGACGAUUCACUUCAGUCCCCAACACGGUGAUCAACGACCAGAAUGUUACAAAAUUGACAUUUCUAUAACAUUCGACAAUUCCCGUCACACGGGACAAGUGCAUGUUACUCUUGCUACAGUUAUUUCUUAUGUGAAUGUUUGUAAUGGACGAAUCAUCAAAGGCAUGGGCUGGGGAACGGAUACUUUGAUAAUGGGUAUCAUUGAUGUACUGGUUCUGCUUUUCUGCAUCUUAUCUCUUGUAUUAUGCGUGAGAGCCUUAAUAAAGGCUCAUUUACUUAAAAUUAAAGCUAUCGAUUUCUUUGAAAACUAUGUUCAAAGAAAGCUACCGAUUACGGAUCAGUUAGAUUUUUUGAAUCUCUGGUACGUGAUGAUUGUAAUAAAUGACGCUCUCAUCAUCAUUGGAACCGUUAGUAAGAUAACAAUCGAGUUCAAAGAUUUCGAUAAUUCUCUAUUCACACUAACGGGAAUAUUUCUGGGAAUGGGAGCUCUGCUUGUAUAUGUUGGUGUUUUAAGAUACUUCGGAUUCUUCAGUCAGUAUAAUAUCCUCAUACUUACCAUGAAGAAAUCAUUACCUAACAUGUUACGUUUCAUGACUUGUGCUAUCGUUCUCUAUAUUGGAUUUUUGAUAGCCGGAUGGGUAAUCAUAGGGCCCUACAGCAUGAAGUUCCGUACUCUCGGGGAGUCAUCAGAAGCGCUAUUCUCUUUACUCAACGGUGAUGAUAUGUUCGCUACGUUCUACACGAUUAACGACUCGAACACGGUUAUAAAGAUUUUUGGAACAGUUUAUAUUUACUGCUUCGUGUCUCUGUUUAUUUAUGUUGUUCUUUCACUUUUCAUAGCAAUCAUCAUGGAUGCUUAUGAAGUUGUUAAAGAAAGAUAUACUGAAAAUUUCGCGAUUGAACGAUCUAUUCUAAAAGAAUUCGUAGAUUCAGCUCCUCCUGUUGAAUUGAGUUCGCCUACAGUUCAGGCUUCUUUUGCACCUGACAAUCUACUCAACCUUGGUUCGAGUCGUUUACAAACCCCAUAA